AUGCUCCAAUGCAAGACCGAAUUUCUGAAGCCUCGAGUAACAGAUACCAUACUCAACGCUCUACAGCAAGAUCCAACUUCAGGGCCUGCUGACGUGGUCGAGUUCCACUAUCCUUCAGGCAGGUGGCCUGCUAAACUUGAUGUACUCCCGGGAGAAAGCAACCACCUGUGGGCAUGGGGACAUGCCGAUAAUGUGGAUGAUCAUGCCCGUGGCCUUGAGCAGUCCGUCAACGAUACCUUCCGCUAUCUCGAGAGAAAUGGCCCAUUCCUAGGAGUCAUGGGAUUCUCAAUGGGCGCCGCUAUGGGUGCUAUAAUUGCUUCUCUUUUGGAGAAAAGACACUCGAUCGGCAAUUUCAACUUCAAUACGGAUCACCCCCCUUUGAAGUUCGUGGUCGCGGUUUGUGGGUUCACAUUUGGGGACCCUGUUUACAAUGACCUAUACAGUCCAAAGAUUGAGACACCGAUAUUCCUUGCUAUCGCCAGCAUUGAUGUAAUCAUCCCCGAAUCUGCAUCGCUGAGACUUCGUGAUUCAAGCACAAACACUGCAUUGUACUUUUUCAAAGGGACACAUUGUGUCCCACGAGAUGAACUUUUCUUGGAAUCCUUGGUCCAUUUCAUUGAUGAUGUUUUUAGUAUCAAAGAGGACCACGAGGAUGAUUGGGAGGAUUGUGAAGAUCAUUGA
Molecule: messenger RNA, 681 nt
Organism: Penicillium egyptiacum
Lineage: Eukaryota; Fungi; Ascomycota; Eurotiomycetes; Eurotiales; Aspergillaceae
Source: the annotation of a GenBank genome assembly